Chinchilla lanigera (long-tailed chinchilla) is the source of this 2215-nucleotide messenger RNA. RefSeq names its product M-phase phosphoprotein 10 (U3 small nucleolar ribonucleoprotein) (gene Mphosph10). The coding region runs from base 102 to 2135 and encodes 677 amino acids. The transcript has 11 exons. Lineage: Eukaryota; Metazoa; Chordata; Mammalia; Rodentia; Chinchillidae. Gene Ontology annotation, biological process: rRNA processing. The record is from RefSeq and is a predicted model, not a curated record. Gene Ontology annotation, cellular component: sno(s)RNA-containing ribonucleoprotein complex; small-subunit processome; nucleus.
GGCUCUGAGCUCCAGGCAGCGAGAGGGGAGCCGUUGCCGGGAGGUUUCCGCACGGCCCUCUUCCGGAGCGUGCUGAGCGGUUCCUGGAGUUGGUGAGAGUGAUGGCUCCGGGGGUCUGGCGCCGACGGACCCUGGAGAGGUGUCUGAAAGAGAUCAGUCAAGCCACUAGGCAGCCGGAGCGUUUCCUCACGAUUCAAGAUGGAUUAGCAUCAAAAUUCACUUCUUUAACGAAAGUUCUCUAUGACUUUAAUAAAAUAGUGGAGAAUGGUAGCAUCCCUGGAAGUCGUUUACAAAAACUUGUGAUAAACAAUUUUGAUGAUGAGCAGAUUUGGCAACAACUGGAAUUGCAAAAUGAACCAACUUUACACUACUUCCAGGACGCAGUUAGUGAAACAAUUAAAGAUGAAGACAUCAGUCUUCUCCCAGAGGAUGAAGAAGUGGAGUAUGAAGAGGGUGGUACAGAGAUGGAGGCUGAUAGUCAGGAGGUCCUAAAACAAGAUGUGGAAGAAGAAGAAGAACUGUCAGACAUGGGUGAUGAUGAUCCUGAAGGGUGUGAGAAAGCUAAAACCUCAAGCAAAGCUGAUCUGCGGGAAAGCCCAGUUUUCAGUGAUGAAGAUUCUGAUCUUGACUUUGAUAUCAGUAAGUUGGAACAGCAGAGCAAGGUUCAAAAUGCACUGCCUAGGAAACCAAGAGAAAAGUCCAUAGUGGAUGAUAAAUUCUUUAAACUAUCUGAAAUGGAGACCUUUUUAGAGACCAUAGAAAAAGAAGAGGAACAAAAAGAGGAGGACGAGGAGGAAGAGGAUAUUGACUUUUUUGAAGACAUUGAUUCUGAUGACGAUGGAGGACUAUUUGAAAAUCAGAAACUUAAGUCAGGAAAAAGUUCCAGAAAUCUGAAAUACAAAGAUUUCUUUGAUCCAAUUGAGAGUGAUGAAGACAUGUCAAAUGUUCAUGAUGAUGAGCUGGGUUCAGACAAAGAAGAGGAAGAAAUUGCUGAAGAAGAAGCAGCUGAAGAAAGCAUUUCAGAAACGGAUGAAGAUAAUGACCUUGAAGAAAGUGAAGAUGGUAAACAACAUAAAGAAGGCUCAAAAAGAGUGACUUUUGCUUUGCCAUAUGAUGAGGAAAAUAAAGAUACAGAUGUGUUACAUGCUGAUGAAAUUAAAUCCUCUUUUGAAAAAAGACAAGAGAAGAUGAAUGAAAAAAUUGCAUCUUUAGAGAAAGAGUUACUGGAAAAAAAGCCUUGGCAGCUUCAAGGGGAAGUGACGGCGCAGAAGCGGCCAGAGAACAGUCUCCUGGAAGAGACCCUGCACUUUGACCAUGCCGUCCGGAUGGCACCUGUGAUCACAGAGGAAACCACCUUCCAACUAGAGGACAUGAUUAAGCAGAGGAUAAGAGAUCAGGCUUGGGACGAUGUAGUACGGAAAGAAAAACCUAAAGAGGAUGCAUAUGAGUACAAAAAGCGUUUAACAUUAGACCACGAGAAGAGUAAAUUGAGCCUUGCUGAAAUUUACGAGCAGGAAUACAUGAAACUCAACCAGCAAAAAACGGCGGAAGAAGAAAAUCCAGAGCAUGUAGAAAUUCAGAAGAUGAUGGAUUCUCUGUUCUUAAAGUUAGAUGCGCUGUCCAACUUCCACUUCAUCCCCAAGCCGCCAGUGCCAGAGAUUAAAGUGGUGUCAAAUCUGCCAGCAAUAACCAUGGAGGAGGUGGCCCCCGUGAGUGCCAGUGAUGCGGCCCUCCUAGCCCCUGAGGAGAUCAAGGAGAAAAAUAAGGCUGGAGAUCUAAAAACAGCUGCUGAGAAAACAGCUACAGACAAGAAACGAGAACGGAGGAAAAAGAAAUAUCAAAAGCGUUUGAAAAUAAAGGAGAAAGAGAAGCGGAGAAAAUUGCUUGAAAAGAGCAACCCAGAUCAGGCAGGGAAGUACAGCAAAGCAGUAGCUUCAGAGAAGUUGAAGCAGCUGACCAAAGCUGGCAAAGCGUCCUUGUUAAAGGAUGAAGGAAGGGACAAGGCCCUGAAGUCAUCUCAAGCAUUCUUUUCUAAGUUACAAGAUCAAGUAAAAAUGCAAAUCAAUGAUGCAAAAAAAACAGCAAAGAAAAAAAAGAAAAAACAGGAUAUUUCUGUCCAUAAAUUAAAGCUGUAAUAUAUUUUGAAUAUCUUGUACAUAUUAAUGUGUAAGCUUUCUGAUUGUUCUUUUCUGUAAUAAAAUGCUUGAGAACUGUC